This is a messenger RNA of Tigriopus californicus, 960 nucleotides long. Its product is annotated as 26S proteasome non-ATPase regulatory subunit 8-like. The record is from RefSeq and is a predicted model, not a curated record. The coding region runs from base 109 to 900 and encodes 263 amino acids. NCBI's taxonomy places the organism in Eukaryota, Metazoa, Arthropoda, Copepoda, Harpacticoida, Harpacticidae. Gene Ontology annotation, biological process: proteasome-mediated ubiquitin-dependent protein catabolic process. The transcript has 3 exons. Gene Ontology annotation, cellular component: proteasome regulatory particle; cytosol; nucleus.
AACUUGACGCUCAGCUAAAGGACUGCCUGCACUUAUUGCUUACAGCUUCCAAGUUCGUGACCCUCCUCCUCAUCUCGCCGGUUCGUUCCACCCUUGGAUUGCUUCGCUAUGGCGGCCUUGAAGGAAUUAGUGAACCAGUAUCAGACCUUGAAUGGUCAGUGGAAGAAGAAGGAUCACUCGGGAUGCGCCCAGACCCUGUCCAAGGUCAAAGUAGCUCUCAUGGAGAUUGCCUUUUUACCCACGGACGAACUCCCUAAAUUGAAACAGGAGUUGAUGGUGGCCCGCGAUAUUUUGGAAAUUGGAGCCAAUUAUUCGAUUGCGGCUCAAGAUGUCGAGUCUUUUGAGCGAUAUAUGGCCCAAUUGAAGACUUAUUAUAGUGACUACUCGCACAUUCUACCGGAAUCUCCGUAUCAGUUCGAGCUCUUGGGUUUGAACCUCUUGUGCCUGCUGUCCAAGAACAAGAUCGCCGAUUUCCACACCGAAUUGGAGCAACUACCAUCCGAUACUUUACAGAAUAAUCCCUACAUCCGCAAUCCCGUGCGAUUGGAGCAAUUCAUCAUGGAAGGAAAUUAUAACAAAGUAAUCAUGAUGAAGGACAACGUUCCAGCCGAGUCCUACUCAUUCUUCAUCAACAAAUUAAUGGACACUAUUCGAGAUGAAAUCGCAUCGUGUAUGGAAAAAGCUUACGAACAAAUCUCCUCGAAAGAUUGCACUCAAAUGCUUCAGUUAGACUCGAAAGCUGGGAGCACUUACAUUAAAGAGCGCGGAUGGAAUGUGGGUAAAGAUGGGAUCAUCCGGUUCCUAGAUGCUAACGAGAAGAAGCCUUUAGAAGAGGUUCCGACCGAAGAACUGGCCAAGAUGUCCAUCACCUACGCUAGAGAAAUGGAACAGAUUGUCUAGGAUGUUUAACUUUAUCUUCGUUUCCAACAUCCAUUUUCAAUAAACAUGUGUGACCAGAAA